AUGUGUUGUAAGCUUAUUCCUUCGUUUUGCAUGCUUCUAUCGGUAGCAAAUGCAAUGUACUACGGAGGAGGUUAUGGACAGCAACCAGGUGCACCACGAUUACCUGCACCAACUAUGCAACCACAAAUCCAUGGUUUGCAACCCAGGCAACCGCUAACUGUUGGUCAACCAUGUAGUGGUUGUGUAGUAAAUAUAAAUUGUGGUCAAGACUGCAUGCCGACGGUACCACCAUACACACAGCAACCAAUGCCACCAUAUACACAGCAACCAAUACCACCAUAUACACAGCAACCAAUGCCACCAUAUACACAGCAACCAAUACCACCAUAUACGCAACCAUAUUGGACAUUACCACCUACACAAAGACCAGCAUGGACAAUUGGGCCACCGUUAACUCAAAAACCAAAACAACCUUCACCAUGGGGUUGUCGUUUGUGUCCAUGUUACAUACCUCCUCCAUGUCAGAUAUGUCAACCAUGUCAAUGA
Molecule: messenger RNA, 486 nt
Organism: Brugia malayi
Lineage: Eukaryota; Metazoa; Nematoda; Chromadorea; Rhabditida; Onchocercidae
Product: sheath protein 5, identical
Exons: 2
Coding region: 1-486 (161 amino acids)
Source: RefSeq, a predicted model, not a curated record